AUGCACAUCGUAUCCGACACAGCCAGCUCAUCCUCGUCUUCACCGAACUACAUCACCGAUACCAUGAUCCAGAACCAGUUUAUCUAUCUCGCCCGAUCUUACACAAACGCAUCUAUAGGGUUCCGCUUGGCCGGGGUGACCCGGACGACGAACGACACAUGGGCGCGCAAUGGGGACGACAUUGGAAUGAAGCGGGCGCUGCGAGCAGGGACAUACUCGAGCCUGAACAUCUACUAUCAGUCUCUUCUGCAAGCAGGCAGUAACACCCCCGGAGUCCCAGCAGGGAGUACGUUGCUUGGGUUCUGUUCCUUACCUGCGAGUGGAGUGACCUCGACGACUCCCCGAAGCCUGUAUCACAUCGACGGAUGUAAUAUACUGAGCGGGACCAUGCCCGGUGGAAAUAUGCAGGGGUACAACUUGGGAGGGACCACGGCACACGAGGUGGGCCACUGGAACGGGUUGCUGCACACGUUCAAUGGGAAUAGUUGUGACGCUUCAGACUGGGGAGAUUAUGUGGCGGAUACGCCGCAAGAGAUGACCAGUACGAGCUACAAAGACUCGUGCCCCAACUCGGGCAUCUCGUCGAGCGCCUACACCGGCCUGUCCAGCCAAGGGUCGAACCCGUACGGUCCCCAGGGGUUUUCGGGUCUCGACCCGAUCCACAAUUUUAUGGAUUACUCGAAUGAUGCGUGUUAUACGGGGUUUACGCCGGGUCAGGGGGCCAGGAUGCUGAAUGUGUGGAACAUCUAUCGAGCUGGGCUGUGA
Molecule: messenger RNA, 765 nt
Organism: Fonsecaea pedrosoi CBS 271.37
Lineage: Eukaryota; Fungi; Ascomycota; Eurotiomycetes; Chaetothyriales; Herpotrichiellaceae
Exons: 3
Coding region: 1-765 (254 amino acids)
Molecular function (GO): metallopeptidase activity
Source: RefSeq, a predicted model, not a curated record